Messenger RNA from Diaporthe batatas, 2073 nucleotides. RefSeq lists its product as uncharacterized. The coding region runs from base 1 to 2073 and encodes 690 amino acids. The record is from RefSeq and is a predicted model, not a curated record. NCBI's taxonomy places the organism in Eukaryota, Fungi, Ascomycota, Sordariomycetes, Diaporthales, Diaporthaceae. The transcript is spliced from 4 exons.
AUGGCUACGCUUGGUGGAAAUGGAAUAUUGAGAAAAGUCAAGUCGGCGCCAGUGUCGGCGGCGCGAGGAAUUACUGACAUUCUGGCAAUCGCACGCGAUGAGCGCACCCCGAACAAUCUUGAAGGGCGAGAUGGCAGCGCUAGUAGUUUCCAAGUCAACCAAUUUGCCGAUCGUAAAACAUUAUCCGGGUGGUUUCCCCAGAUACAACAUGACGAACACAGUAGCUGGCGCAUCUGGUUCUCGCGCAGGAGCAGAGCUCUUAUGAUACAGAUUGGUAUAAUCGGCCUCAUCUUGACGACGAACCUCGGGGUAACGAUCUACGCCGUGAGAAGCUAUGGCAGCCGCAAUGGUGUUGGCUUGAUUUAUGAGGGUGAAUGCUCAACCAUCAAGCAACUAGACCAGUGGUUCCAUUUGCUCAUCAAUUUGCUGGGGACCGGAAUGCUUUCCGCCUCGAAUUAUUGCAUGCAGCUGCAGGCCGCUCCCACCCGCGAGAACGUAGACAAGGCGCACGGCAAUGGAAAAUGGUUGGACAUCGGAAUCUCUAGCCCGAGGAACCUGAGAUAUCUCAGCACCUGGAGGCGAGUGUCGUGGGCACUUUUGGCACUGACUUCACUCCCUAAACGUCUCAUAUACAAUUCGGCAGUAUUUCAGUCACUCUCAUCUCACAACUACACUGUUGCCGUCGUUAAGGAUUCAUUCUUAAGCAAUAGCUCUUGGAGUCUGAAAACUGCAGAGUCUAAUCGGAUCGGCGAUAAUGGUUGGGACGAAUCCAGGGUGAACCCCCCGAACGUCAACCCCCAGCAAAUUAUAACUUCGAUGCAGCAAGACGCGCACACCUACGACAACCUCAACAUUUCUGCAUGUUUCAACCUUUACGACGACUACUUUAACCCACAGGGAAACGUCAUUGUGCUAGUGAAGAAUGGGUCUGUGCAGAGCCCCCCAGAUGACAGCUUGCUCAUGUACGUCUCUAUUGUUCCUCGGUCGGACGACUGGGGGAAGAACAUGUGGGCUCUAGGCAAUGGUACCGGUAGAUUUGCAGCGCAGCCGCCUCCAAAACCGGUCAUUACGUGGUUUCUUGGACCUCCGCAUUACGAGGUAUCCCGUUGCCUCGUCCAGCCGCCGGCGGGUCUCAGCGCGAACUGUCGGUUCGAGUAUUCGCCUCCGAUCAUGGUCACAAUCUGCGCCAUGAACCUGAUCAAAGCGGCCCUCAUGCUCUCGAUAUGGGCCCUCAGGAGAUGGCAGGAUCCCAAGGUGCGGCCCCAGGCAAAGGAAGUCUUGUAUACACUGGGUGACGCCAUUGCUUCUUUCAUGAGGACCCCGUGCAAAGAGACAGCGGGAAUGGGACUCACGACAAAGCAUGACUUCUUGACCACUCGCACUCGGAAAGGCCAUUUUGUCAGAUCCCCACCUGAAAUACUUGGACAGGAUGGACAUGAGCCUCCAGCCAGAGCAUUUGAGCCCAGACCGAAGCAAUGGAGAUCCGCUGCUAGCCUCAGACGCUGGGCUUGCCUGCUGACCACGAUGUUUAUCGUUAUCAUCAUCGCGGCCACCCUUCUUGUACUGUCGUUCACGAGCCUGAAGAGGCGAAGGUUUGGAGUAGAUAUUCCAGAACUCUGGAAGCUCGGUUUUGGGGCACUUACUCCUUACACCUACUUGGUGAUAAAUCUCCCUCGACAAGACCCAGGAGGACUGAUUGCCAAUGUUCUCUUGGCAAACCUGCCCCAACUCGUCCUCUCGAUUCUUUAUGUCUUGUACAAUGCAAUGUUGAGCACGUUCCUCGUUCAGCGAGAGUUUAGCAGAAUGUACAAGUCGAAGCACCGGAAGCCCCUGCGGGUUUCCGAGCCUGUUGGAAUCCAGCGGUCGAGUUACUUUAUAUCGUUACCACUCCGAUAUGGGAUACCGCUUUACGCCAGCUCGGGUGUUAUGCAUUGGCUCGUGUCGCAAAGCCUGUUUCUGGCGCGAAUCCGUGCGAUAUCUGCGGAUGGGAGGGACGACGACGUCAACUCCUUUUCAACUUGCGGUUACAGUCCAAUCGCAGUGUUUGUCAGUGAGUUUAUUCAGUUCAUUUGA